UUGUCUUCACUCAUCCCAAAUCCAGCACCUUAAACGGAGCAAUCCCGACAUCAUAUGAAAGCAUUUCUGAGAGCAGGCACAUGUUUAUUCAGACGAAGAGCUAACCCGAUACCUGGCAUGGGAUGUCUAUAGAGCUGUCGCGUCCGUCGAUCCCAGGAAUGACAUCUGGCCACUGAUGCAGAGGGCAGAACGCAUGCAGCAUCAUUUCUUUCAGUGAGCUAAGGGGCAACUCGAGAUUUGUUUGUUUUAGUAAAUACGGCCUGUUAUUCUUGUACUUGUCAUUACUUAGUGAGACUGUUUCGUUGCUUAAUGUUUAAAGUCGUACGAAGAGAUAUCCUCACACACGAAAUCGUGUUUGAAUUGUAAAUAUUAGACGCAACACGUUGUUGGCUGGUCAUCAGGAGCUCAAGGUGUCAUUCAUGGGAUGACGUCUCAGCACAUGUCCAGUCACACUGCCCCCUGCCCUACCUCCUGUGUCCCGCAAAUUUGUCAAUCCGUGGGGUCCUGACGUCAACAGGGGCUCAUGAGACGCUUUGUGUACUGUAAGGUGGUCCUGACCACCUCUCUGGUCUGGGUGCUAGUGGACGUCUUCCUCUUGCUAUACUUCAGUGAGUGCAACAAAUGUGAUAACCGGAAGGACCAUUCACUUCUGCCUGCGCUCAGAGCUGUGAUGUCACGUGCCCAUGAGGCUCCAGGUGAAAUGGGGAAGGCUGUGGUGAUUCCCAAAGAAGAGCAGGACAAGAUGAAGGAACUUUUUAAAAUCAAUCAGUUCAACCUGAUGGCCAGUGACAUGAUCGCGCUCAACAGGAGUCUGCCAGACGUCAGGCUGGACGGCUGUAAGUCGAAGACCUACCCUGACGACCUUCCAAACACCAGCAUUGUGAUCGUGUUCCAUAAUGAGGCAUGGAGUACACUACUAAGAACCGUACACAGCGCCAUAAACCGCUCGCCCAGACAACUGCUGUAUGAGAUACUGCUGGUGGAUGAUGCCAGUGAGAGAGAUUUUUUAAAGAAAAAAUUGGAGGACUAUGUUGCAACUCUGGAGGUUCCGGUGCGAAUUUUGAGGAUGGAGCAGCGAACUGGAUUGAUUCGAGCACGGCUGAGAGGGGCAGCUGCCACACGAGGACAGGUCAUCACCUUUCUCGACGCCCACUGUGAAUGCACUACAGGCUGGCUGGAGCCUCUGAUGGCACGGAUCAAAGAAGACAGGAGGGCUGUGGUCUGCCCGAUUAUUGAUGUCAUCAGUGACGAGACAUUUGAGUACAUGGCCGGCUCAGAUAUGACCUAUGGGGGAUUCAACUGGAAGCUCAACUUUAGAUGGUAUCCAGUUCCUCAGAGAGAAAUGGACCGCCGUAAAGGGGACCGGACCCUUCCUGUAAGAACUCCCACGAUGGCAGGAGGUCUGUUCUCUAUUGACCGAACGUAUUUUGAAGAGAUUGGCACCUAUGACUCAGGGAUGGAUAUUUGGGGAGGGGAAAAUCUUGAGAUGUCUUUCAGGAUCUGGCAAUGUGGUGGAUCUCUAGAGAUAGUAACAUGUUCUCACGUCGGACAUGUGUUCCGGAAGGCCACACCGUACAGCUUUCCUGGUGGGACUGGUCAGGUCAUAAACAAGAACAACAGACGAUUGGCUGAAGUCUGGAUGGACGAGUUUAAAGAUUUCUUCUACAUCAUCUCACCAGGUGUGGUUCGGGUAGAUUACGGAGAUGUUUCUUCGCGGAAGGCUUUGAGAGAAUCUCUGAAGUGCAAACCAUUCUCAUGGUACCUGGAGAACAUAUACCCCGAUUCUCAGAUUCCCCGCAGAUAUUACUCACUUGGGGAGAUCAGGAAUGUUGAGACCAAUCAGUGUGUGGAUAACAUGGGUCGUAAGGAGAAUGAAAAGGUUGGAUUCUUCAACUGUCAUGGAAUGGGCGGAAACCAGGUAUUUUCGUACACUGCUGACAAAGAAAUCCGUACAGAUGACCUGUGUCUGGAUGCAUCACGACUUAAUGGACCUGUUGUUAUGCUGAAGUGCCACCACAUGAAGGGAAACCAGAUGUUUGAAUAUGAUGCAGAGCGUCUGACUCUGCUCCAUGUGAACAGUAACCAGUGUCUGGACAUGCCUUCUGAAGAGGAUAAGAUGGUUCCCACUCUCAAAGACUGUAGCGGCAGGCGCUCACAGCAGUGGAUCUUGAGGAACAUGACACUAGGAGUCUGACAGUGCCGGAAAACAUCCAGAGUUGCUACACACUACACAACACAAGACUUGGAGUCAGGUUUACGGUUUUCUUCACAGCUCUGUGAACUAUCAUUUUCUAGUCCAUGAUCUUGUUAAGCCAGGCUUUGAUCAGAAGAGCCACACACACACACACACACACACACACAGGCCAGAUGUGCUUUAAGUGCUUUUUGUCUCUGAUCCAAGCAUAUGUGGCUGACUGACUGACUAUCUUUGCUAGUCAUACUCUCCUCUUUCUUUCUUACAGUAGCUCACGUGUAUCUUCAGAGAUGGAGUGUUAGCCUCUGCUGAAGUACAUUCAACUCUGGGCUGAAUUCGCAGUGCUGGUUUCUUUAAAGCACCUGAAGUGUUGGUCAGUACACUGACUUUAUGACUUGCUGCUUGUUUCUUGAAUUUAUCUUGAUCUCUUUCAGUGAGGCUGCAAUAUAUAUAUCAAUAUAACUGCCUUAAGGAAAAAGCAUGUAGAAAGCAAAAAAGAAAAACUGUAAAGCCAAACAUCAUCAGAUAUUAAAGGGAAAAAUCAUCAUCAUUAUUAUUAUUAUUAUUAAAAUUAUUAUUA
Molecule: messenger RNA, 2774 nt
Organism: Danio aesculapii
Lineage: Eukaryota; Metazoa; Chordata; Actinopteri; Cypriniformes; Danionidae
Gene: galnt13
Product: UDP-N-acetyl-alpha-D-galactosamine:polypeptide N-acetylgalactosaminyltransferase 13
Exons: 12
Coding region: 524-2194 (556 amino acids)
Cellular component (GO): Golgi apparatus
Source: RefSeq, a predicted model, not a curated record